UCAUACCUACAGGGCUCGUACACUAUGGUUUAUUGACCACGCCAUUCGGUGCUGAGCUGCCUUUCUCUGGCGCCAAGCAGCAGCUUGACCUGUCAUUCUACGGCAGUGUUUGCUGCGCAAUCAGGCGCGAAAACAGCCUUACCACUAAUCCUGACUGCUUCAGUGGGAACACCAAGACCAUGUUCUGGAUUCCAGGCUCGUCACCGCACCCUAGACUGGAGUCCGCAGCAGGUGGCAAGAAAUCAGCGACAGCAGAGGCCGCUCUGUGGAGGGAGAUGCGUGAGUGCAGCGCCAACUUGAAGCACAACAUGUUUGUCUCCGUUAAGCAUGCCAGUGCUGAUCCGGACAAGUCACUGGACAAGCAAGAGGUCCUAGCUACCACUAAGCGCAGCCAGCCCAUCAACUUCUCAGUCAACAUCACCGGCAUAGGUGACUCCACGAUGGACAUGGCUGUGCUGGAGAGGCAGUACAAGGCGUACUCCAAGUUCCACUUUGGGAAGUCUCAGGGGGGUGGUGGAAGCAGCAGCACUGGAGGGGGCGGUGGCAGCAGUGGGGAGGUUCCACACAUAACCUCACGGGUGCCAGGGUUCCCUAGUUCUCAGCUGGAGCACAUCCUGGAGUCCCGUCUGUUGAUGGCACCUGACAAGGAGAACGAACCCACCUCGUUCAUGUGUGACAUGCUGGCGCGCAGCUCCUAUGGCCGCAAGUGGCGCAAGGCAGCUGACGGCCGCGCCAUGCUGUACAUGCAAUACAGCAAUUCCAGCCGCUUCACUGGCCCCAACCUGUUCGCUCCUGGUGCCAAAGUCCCUCCGCUUGGUCUACUCCUGCGGCUUGGCACUGCAUCAACUUUCCGGGACGCCGGAGCCAUGCUUACAAGUUACAUCGACCGUGGCGAUGGACCUACUGCUGCACACCCAACGGCGCUGGCAUCACGUGUGUUUGGCUUCGCACUACCGACUGCGCAGCCUCCACCACCUGAUGAGCAGGUGCCACAGCAGCAGCAGCAGCAGCAGCAACAGCCGCAGCAGCAGCAGCAGCAGCAGCAGCAGCAGCAGCAGCAACAUCAACAGCAGCAGCUGCAGGAGCGAGAGCAUGAGGCAGGUGUAGCAUGCGCAGCUGGUGGCCGACCCACCACCAGUGUAUCCGCUGAAAGUCCUACCUACACGACCGCAAGUGGCGGUGCCGGUGGCGGUGGACCGGUGGCAGAGCCACCUCACCUACCUGGGCCACCCCCGGCACCACCAGUUGUGGUGGCAGCAGCGCCGGCAGCCCCUUUGGGAGCGGCAGCGGCAACAGUGGCACCGGCAACGGCGGCAGCGACAGCACCGGUGACUGGCUUCACGCUGGACAGCCUUGAAGACAUAGAGGCUCGCUGGGGACUCACGGGAGAGGUCGAUGCCAACCCGCGCGCAGGGCAACGGAAACGAAAGGUGGAGAACCCUGAUGAUGACCUAGGUGUGCGUGUGCGGAAGGAGAAGAAGAAGCAGAAGAAGGCGGCAACACGGGGUGUGGGUGAGGGCCGUGGCCGGGGAGGUUCCAAGGCAAAUGCCAAGGCCAGCACCAAGGCCGGUGCCAAGGCCAGCGCCAAGGCCGGUGCCAAGGCCAGCACGAAGGCCGGUGCCAAGGCUACUGGCCGUGGUAAGAAGCCAGCGGCUGAGGAGGAGCCAGAUUUUAGCUCUGUUUCAGAUAGCGAGGAGGAGGCGGAGUUUGAAAGUGGUUCUAGUUCUGAGGAGGAGGCAGAGGUGGUGGAGGAGGAGGAGGAGAAGGAGGCGGCAGCGGGGAGUGCGCGCCAGAAGGCCACCAAGCAGGGUGGGGGCACCGCUGCCAGCCCAUUCUUCAGCCCCGGGCUGCAGCUCCACCUUGCCCUGUCCACGCAUAGCCUGGCGCACGGCGUGCAGGACCUGACGACGCAGCCUCAGGGCCCCAGCCUGCCUACCUACCCAGUCCUUCUGGUGGGUGCCACCACGGGGCUCCCAGAGGGCGAGCAGCUGUCCUCCGCCGGCGUCCGGGAAGUGACCAGCGCUGCCUUGUCAGUGCUGGACACCAUGUGCAGGCAGGGCAACCAGCCGCAGCUCUUGCAGGGCCACUCUCUGCACAGCACAGGCCGCCCCUCCCGCACGUUUGCGGGGCUGGCCUUCAGCCGGUGCGCAACCAGCGCCAGCAAAGCAGCCUUCACAGCGGAGCUCAUGCGCAAGUCGCUGCUGGCGGUACCGCUCCAGCGCGGUCAGGCUGUCCUCACGGUUCACGUGCCAGUGGACAACCGGCCCAUCAUUCCGGGCACCUACACCGUCACGGUCAAGAUGGUGGGAAGUUAGCCUGGAUCGCGAGGGCUGGGGCCAGCAGCCGUGGCGCCGCCAGUGGGACCGACGUGGCGUGAGUUCACAAUCCCCAUUUCGCGCUCAAGGCGGUAGUAGAGAAGGGAUGUGGUGCGCAGGCUGAUGACACUGUGCAUGUGUAUGCGCGAGCAGCAGGAUUUUGCUGAUGUGGUGGUGGCACCCAGCGACCGGAGAAGGGGUUCCAAGGUGUUUGACACAGUGCCGCCGUGGCCCAGCGUCACAAUCUGCUCCUUUUUAUAUACUACGUCCCAGCCUGCAUCCCGCAGGGCGUCGGCUAGGCGAGUGUGCUGGGCUUGUUUCUGGUCACACUUUUCGCUGUGGUGGAGGUCCGAUGUGUAACCAACUUCUAUCAGGUAAACUUUGUGUUGCCGUCGGCCGGCGGUUGUAAGGCCGCGGGGCCCACUAGCCCCCACGUCGGAGCAUGGUAGGGAUGGGAUGAACAGGAUGUCAGGCCUCAUCCUUUUUCGGUCGGCCUCGGGGAUAUUGUUGCGCAGCAUCCAUUUGGGGGGGCAGGUGCCCGCACAGUAUUCGGGGCGUGCAUCUGCACUGCUUGCGUCCAUCAACAUGUACCCGCCACCGUUGGCGCCAUGGUGCAGGCAUUCCGCGAUCAUACGGACGGCGGCAUUGUGUUUGGCGAUGCGGGCCCCAACAAGUUGGGGGUGCGCACAGUGGCCGGCAAGGUGGCCUGCGUUGCCCCGUUCGGGGGGGGAUCCAGCGCGCUGGUGAAUCGGGGCGCAGAGUGCACAUGUGUCACUCGCACGUAGUUUGAACAGCGCAAGCCGGGCGGGGCAGAUGAGGCCUCCCUGCCUGGCAUUCUGGAUGAAGCGUCGGAGGCUGUGCCCAGCGCCAGGGUGCGUCAUGUAGGCGGUGCUGGCCCUAGUGUCCAGGUGUGGGGCGGACUCCGCCCACUUGGUCGUGUAGAGUGUGUGUUUGGAAUGACCGCCAUGGGAGGAAGGGUCUAGUGUUUUCAGGAGGCCUCGAUUGAGGUCCGAGAUGUAGUGCACGGUGGUAGAGCCGUCUUCCCGCGUCCGGGUCGUUGCUGGCCACCAGUGUGCGGCGUGGGGGUUAUUGUCAGCGAGCUCCGAGACGUCAGCCGGUUUAGUGCUUGUAGCUACGUCUGCUGCACCUUUAUCGGCUUCUUCAUUACCGUGCAGACCCGUGUGAGAAACGACUUUGAGGAAAACGGUGUGUGCGUCCCUCUUCGCUCGUGCAUGGAGCAAAUCGGCGAUCGAACUCAA
Molecule: messenger RNA, 3574 nt
Organism: Chlamydomonas reinhardtii
Lineage: Eukaryota; Viridiplantae; Chlorophyta; Chlorophyceae; Chlamydomonadales; Chlamydomonadaceae
Exons: 7
Coding region: 180-2315 (711 amino acids)
Biological process (GO): regulation of transcription by RNA polymerase II; transcription initiation at RNA polymerase II promoter
Cellular component (GO): nucleus; transcription factor TFIIA complex
Molecular function (GO): transcription cis-regulatory region binding
Source: RefSeq, a predicted model, not a curated record